AUGUCGCAGAAGACGCCCGUUUUCUUGCUCAAGACAAAAUCAACUCCUGGGGAUUCGUACCAGGAGCAAUUCUCCUCCGAGACGGAUGGCUUCAAUUUUGAGCCCUUCUUUGUCCCCGUCCUUGAACAUCGAUUCAAGGACGAGGGCCUAGCUACGGUACGCAACCUUCUCAAGACGAGAGCUAUCGGAACCAGUCCCGACUGCGCCUAUGGUGGUAUGGUCUUCACCUCCCAACGCGCUGUUGAAGCUUUCACCCACCUUGUCCAGGAAGUAACAGGCGAUGAAAGAUGGCCCCAUCUUCAGGACAUCCCUGUGUACAGCGUCGGCCCUGCGACAACCCGCGCGUUGAAGGCAGUUCCCCAACAACCACCGCUCCAAGUCUUUGGUGAGCAUACUGGCAACGGUGAAACAUUGGCACCCUACAUCAUUGAACAUUAUGGCGAAUGGUAUAAGGACCGAGCCACCAAGCCGCCGCUGUUGUUCCUGGUUGGCGAACAAAGACGGGACAUCAUUCCCAAGAAGUUGAUGGAUCCUGCUUUGCCAUCAGACAAGUUCAUCCGCAUCGACGAGGUUGUCGUCUAUGGUACCGGUGUUAUGGAGUCCUUCCAGCAAGAUUUCACCAAGCUUCUCAAAGACACCGAAGACCGUCCGGUCAGAUGGGUGGUGGUCUUCUCCCCAAGCGGCUGCGACGGCAUGCUUAGUGCCCUGGGAUGGCUGAACGAGAGCAGUGGCAGAGUGGAAGGGAAGGUCCAGAAGGAGGACCGUAAGACGUACAUUGCUACCAUCGGGCCGACAACUCGGCUUCAUCUUGUCAACAACUUUGGCUAUGAGCCUGAUGUCUGCGCGGAGCAGCCCAGCCCGGAAGGGGUUUGGGAGGGCAUUAAUAGGUUUUGGAACGAAUCGAAGAAAUAA
Messenger RNA from Sordaria macrospora k-hell, 912 nucleotides. RefSeq lists its product as uncharacterized. Gene Ontology annotation, cellular component: cytosol. Gene Ontology annotation, biological process: uroporphyrinogen III biosynthetic process. Gene Ontology annotation, molecular function: uroporphyrinogen-III synthase activity. Lineage: Eukaryota; Fungi; Ascomycota; Sordariomycetes; Sordariales; Sordariaceae. The record is from RefSeq and is a predicted model, not a curated record.